Messenger RNA from Paramecium tetraurelia, 1050 nucleotides. RefSeq lists its product as uncharacterized. Lineage: Eukaryota; Ciliophora; Oligohymenophorea; Peniculida; Parameciidae. The transcript is spliced from 3 exons. The record is from RefSeq and is a predicted model, not a curated record.
AUGGGAAAUAUAAUAAUGAAAUGUAAAGAGUGUUUUCAUUUGUUCAAACCAAAACCUAUCUCGCAGACAUAAACUCAUUAGUUGGUCAAUUUGUCGAAUAACCCAGAGGAGGAAACACAAGGAAAAAUAAAUGCUCAACAAAUAAGUGAAUUCAAUUUUCAUCAAUUAGGCUUUACCCUAGAUAGAACAUAAUCAAAUGAAAAAACAAUUACUCAAAUAGAUGAAAAAAAUGAAAAUGACAUUACACUUGAAACGAUUUCAAAUUAAUAAUUAUCUGCUCUUAGGUCUUCAUAGAUGAAUUCAAAUUAAAAUCAAAAUGAAUCACAAUAAUUCAUGAUUAAUUAAGAGUGUAAAACCAAUCCAAGUUUGGACUCUCCUUAUCCCCUCUCUCUUAAACAAGGAUAAUUAUUAACGUUACCAAGCAUCAAUAAUAUCGAUCAAUCAGAAUUCAAUUCUUAUGCCUCCGAGACUAUGAAAUCAUUUAUUGAGAAGAUUGAAGAUGAGAAUAAUGGUGAUAGUGAGUAUCUCGUAAACGGACUUGACAUUGACCUAUUUGCUUCGCAUCAAAUGAGAAAUAAAAAAAUGUUUUUAAUAAUCAAAUUUUCUUUUGAUCUUAAUACUGAUAUUACUACAUUCUUAAAUUGGUCAAAUGAAAAAAAGUUAUUUGAUUUUGAAUUAAUCAACACAUACAAUUUGGAAAGACUAAAUGAAGAAGUAUCUAUUGGUGAAAUCACAUUAAAUAGACAAGGGAUGAUUAAGCAAUAAUACUUUACUUAUUUAAAAAUCAUUCGAAAAAUAGAUGAAGUGCAUUAUAUUGCAUUCUAAUCAGUGAGAUUUCAAGAUAAAUUGGAAGAGUAUUAAAAUGAAUUUUAAGAGGGCAAUCUAACUUUAGGAGGUCUAAAAAUUAGCUAGAAAAAUAAGUCUAGUCUAACAAUUAAAGGAUAUAUUGAUGCAGAUUUUGGAAUUAAGGUUGGAUUUCAUUUAACAUAAAAAACUAUAAGAGAUAAGGUAGUUGCCUCAGUAAUUAAAUUAAGGGAGUUGUUUAAUUGA